Amphiprion ocellaris (clown anemonefish) is the source of this 4560-nucleotide messenger RNA. RefSeq names its product phosphatase and actin regulator 1-like. The transcript has 12 exons. Gene Ontology annotation, biological process: cell motility; stress fiber assembly. Lineage: Eukaryota; Metazoa; Chordata; Actinopteri; Pomacentridae. Gene Ontology annotation, molecular function: actin binding. The coding region runs from base 351 to 2135 and encodes 594 amino acids. The record is from RefSeq and is a predicted model, not a curated record.
UGCAGUCUACUGCUCUGGGAGGGAGAGCUAUUCACUGCCAUUCACUACUCACCCUCGAUUUUAUUAUUAGCUCACUUGGAUCUGGCAGCAGGGAUUUUUUUUCUCUCUCUCUCGGCAGCAGCAGCAGCAGAAACGGCGACUUUUGCGUUGCGCAACGCAGUGGGCUGCACACAUCGGGAUCUCAGGUAAAGGUGUGGGAAUACAGAAAAAAAAAAAUCGAGGCUCGACAGAAGCUGGGUCAGGUAGGACUCCCAACUGAUGGCCCUCGUAAUUUAAAAGCCACACCGUAGUAACCACAGCGCCGCUCGGAAGCCUCCGUCUUUUUUUCUCCCCCCCUCUCAGCGUCCAAAAUGUUCAGGACGGCCAAUUACCCGACCGUGGAUCCUGCGCCCACCAUCAUGCACGGGGCUUGGCUGACCACGGGGUGCCGAGAAAACACGCCCGUGGCCGUGGAGAAACCCAAGAAGAAGGCGUUCAGCCUGGUCAAAAUCAUGUCUCUGAGCAACAAGAAGGGCCACGGCCAGCAUCCGCACCACAACAACAACAUGCCUUUCACGAUCCACUGUCACAUCGGCAAAGAGAUAAAGCACAUUUGCAGCAACUGCAGCCGCGGGAACGACACGCAGGACGCUGAGGAGGUAGAGAGGCUGGCCGCCAUGCGUUCUGAGUCCCUGGUCUCUGGCACCCACACUCCCCCCAUCCGUCGUAGGAGCAAGUUUGCUACUCUCGGUCGGCUCCUCAAGCCCUGGAAAUGGAGGAAGAAGAAGAGCGAGAAGUUCAAGCAGACCUCUGCAGCGUUGGAGAGGAAGAUGUCAGUGCGGCAGAGCAGAGAUGAGCUUAUCAAGAGAGGAGUGCUGAAGGAGAUCUUUGAAAAAGCAACUGUUGAAUUCCGAUCUUCGAUGGACCACGGCAUCUGCACUCAGGAGCCCUCUAUGAAGUCAUCCAUGGUCCUGCCCACCAAGAAAUCUGUCACCUUUCCAGGUGACCAUCAGGACACACCUGCCAAGCCCCCGCUUUACCACAAGCAGCCUCCUGCUCUCCCUCCAAAGCCUUUCUCUAGGAUCCCAAACCAUAGCACAGAUUCUUGCCAGCCAAUGAAGUUGCCCUGCAUGCCCGGGGGAAAGCACUCUCCACCUCUGCCACCCAAGAAAGUGAUGAUUUGCGUGCCUCCAGGGGGUCUGGACUCCUCCUCCACCCCAUCUCCAUCCCCCAAUCCCCUCAGCAGUCUCUCCCAGAAGUGUGCCCCUCCGCAGGGCAUGCCGCCCCACCACGGCACCCUGCUGCCCUCUCAGCUCGCCGGCCUCUCCGCUCUCCACCAGAGCCACGGUCACCCACUUCAGCUCCAGUAUGGCAGCUUACAUGCCCCCAGCCGGAUCAUCGAGGAGCUCAAUAAAACCCUGGCGCUCUCCAUGCAGAGGUUUGAAAGUUCUGCUCUGCAUGGUGGUGGUCAAUGUGCUCCAUUGGAGAGAAGAGAAGUGCCAUCUGUGAUCAUCGACUAUGAGGACGACAAGGAGAAUAUGCCCAACGAGUCCGACUACGAAGAUCUGCCCAGCAUGUAUAAGGACGAGGACGAUGAUGUAGAUGAUGAUGAGGAUGAUGAUGAAGAUGACGACUCCAUAUUUACAAGUACCUUGGCUCAGAAGGUGCUAAGAAAAGACUCGUUGGCCAUCAAGCUGAGUAACCGUCCAUCCAAAAGAGAGCUGGAGGAGAAAAACAUCCUGCCCAUGCAGACAGAUGAGGAGCGACUGGAGUCUAGGCAGCAGAUAGGCACCAAACUCACCAGGCGCUUGAGUCAGAGACCCACAGCAGAGGAGCUCGAACAGAGGAACAUCCUGAAACCUCGCAAUGAGCAGGAAGAAAUGGAGGAGAAGAGGGAGAUAAAACGAAGGCUAACACGAAAGCUGAGCCAGAGGCCCACUGUAGAGGAGCUGAGACAGGCCAAAAUUCUCAUCCGCUUCAGUGACUAUGUGGAGGUGUCAGAUGCCCAGGACUAUGACAGGCGUGCAGACAAGCCCUGGACCCGGCUCACGGCAGCUGACAAGGCCACUAUAAGGAAGGAACUCAACGAUUUCAAGAGCAAUGAGAUGGAAGUGCACGAGUCAAGUCGCCAUUUAACCAGGUUUCACAGACCAUAGUAGACCAUCACUGUCUCGAGCAGUGCCGGACCGGCGCUCUCCUCCACUGAGAACCUUAAGUGCUGGACAGUAAAAUGGUGCCCGUUUCUACAAUAAGGCCAUGUCUUCUGAAAUGCCUUUUUCAAGACCCACACAACUGAGUCGGUACUACGCCACAAGAUGCAGACACCCACUACUCCAUCCACUGUAGUAGCACAUAAUGACUCCAGUUGAUUCACAUUGCCCCAGUGUGGAAUUCGCUCGAUUGUCUCCUCAAACCUCUCUGCUGAGCUCUCAGGCAAGCGCUCGGCUCUGUGGUGGUCGGACAGCGAAAGAGUUUCUGUUUUCCAAUUGACUGACACUCGCAACAUCAACUGAGGGCAGCUGUACCUUGGUUCAUCAAUGGACUCAUCUCAGUGGACAUGUUUUUAUCCCUCUUCGUGAUUAUGCUGUCACUCUGGACUCCUUUAGCCCUCUUGGGCGACUCUAUGCGAGGAUACAGAGUGGAUUGUUCUGAGCUCACUCUGUCAGCAGAAGCUCCAUCUUUACUGCACCUGCUGGGACUUUGGAAAUGGCUCAGAAAGCCCCACAGGAGGGAGGGAGACGCAUCCAACAUUAGAAUCAUGUGCAAUAUUUUUUUUUCCUUCUGCUUUUCCUAGACUAUAGCACCCCCUGGAGUUUCCUCUGUGUCAUUACUAUGUAGUCCUGACUUGUUUCUUCAUAUGUGCAAUUCUCACUGUACCGACAAUGCUGACAUCUAAUUGCUAACUGUGAAUCUGAGAGUUUGGGUGAAUGCCUGCGCUCUCUCCAAAUGUACAUUUUGUUUAUACUGAAGAAGGAAGGUUACGUUUAAAGAAGACUCACGCUGAACCAAGUUUUAGUCAUGUCACAGUCUUACGAAUUUAAUGUAAAAAUUUGCAGCUGGCAGAUGUAUUCUGGCUCCAGUUGUGAAACAGUUUUCUGUUUUAUAUUAUUUUGUUUUUAUUAUAGACUCUUGGGAUCAUAAACCAUUAAUUUUCGUGUCUUUCCACAUCUCAGCGCUUUGAAUUGUGUGAUUUUUGAACUUGAGUUACAGAGAGAUGACUUGCUACGUUGUUCUUUUUUUGUUGUUGUUUAAUUUUUGAGGCAGUAUGUUAAUGAUCUUCGCUCAUAAUGUGCAUUGUAUUAUACAUUUUACUUUUAUACUCGUGUCACUCAAGCUUUUGAUGAAGCAAUACCCGUUGUUUGUAGAGAAAAGGUUAAACUGCAGGUAUAUCCCCGCACCAUUGUUUUUUACUGUGCAUAUACACUAUGCCUACACUUCAGGGUUUUAAGUUUUCUUUUGUAUGUUACUUUAGAAAGGCUUUAUUCUGAAGAACUUUUUCAGCAUUUUUCUUGACUGAGCCACCUAAAAAUCUGCCUGUCUGACAGCUUUACCGAUACAUCAAGACAAGAUUUGAUCAAACUGUCAUUGAAAACAAUGAUGCAUUCAAUUCAAAAAGAUGAGCACUGAUUUUAGUGGAUUCACUGAGUCAGGAUUUUUAAAUGUUUCUAUUGCAUAAAUUCUUUGCACUGUAAAGAGUAUGGCUUUACAAUGGUCAUCGUUUCAAGAUUGGGGUCCAAAUGUGUAAAUUAUUGUUGGAUUUCUGAGCUGUAACCAGUUUGUCUCUUCACUUUAAUGGUCUUGUUACCUGAUCACUGAUCCUACACCAGUAUUCCAACGCUCAUAAGCUUUAUGUGCACAAAAUAUUUUUAGUAUUUUUUACUGUAUUACUUUUAAAGUUGCAAUAUGAAAUUCUUGUCAGAUGAAGAAAAGUAGUAGAGGUGAAAGGCUGUUGGCCACCUACUACAAUGCAUCUUUCCUGCAAAGGAAUGUGUGUUCACCCUUAUUUUCAAGGUCUUGACUAGUGAUAGAUGACCCAAUAAAAUCUGGGAAUUGAUAAUAUAACAUUUGUUUUGCACUGCAUGGUUUGUAUGUGAAAUAAUAGGUGUUUUGUCCAUGUUUCGACCAGUUCCUCUAGAGAAUCACACAGGUUGUUCUCUUGUCACAUUGACGGUUUUAUAAAUACCGGUAUUUCAUUGGGUCAUCUAAUCGCAGAGACUUGGACAUAUGAGGUAUUUUUGUGUUAGAACAAGCUUCUGUAUGAUUCAGGCAUCACGCCGUUUUUUAAGAAUGAAUAUCCAUCCACAGGUUCAGUACCACAGAGCAUAAUAAGAAUGAAGUUCUACAAAUACGAUCCACUUCUCAUUUUCAGCUCUUAAGUAACAACCAGAGACGGUGGGCUGAGCAUGAGGUUUUCCCAUUUUUGCUGGAAUCAAGGAACAUGAAUUCAGCAAUAAUCUGUUUCCUUUUACAUGUUGGUGGAGCGACUGAGCAAAUCUGAAAGGAGUCCUUUUUUUCAUUUUUGAAAUGCGGAAUACCAUGUAAAGGAUACUUCAUGCCGAUUAAAUUCCAUUUCCGAAUGCA